Messenger RNA from Caenorhabditis angaria, 494 nucleotides. The record is from the annotation of a GenBank genome assembly. Lineage: Eukaryota; Metazoa; Nematoda; Chromadorea; Rhabditida; Rhabditidae.
AUGCCACGAAAAGGCCAAGAAGGCGGCGAUAUUAUUCUAUCACCGAAAGAGCAGCAAACUUCUCAAGCUCAAUGGAUAAAUGAUGAGACUGAGAAAAAGGAUGAGACUGGUCGAAAUGGUGAUGAUUUGCUAGUCAAAAAUGGUGGGGGGAACAACACACUUCAACAACCGACUACUCCAAUUAUGCCAAAAAAGGUAAGUGGUUUUGGGGGGCUCAAAAAUCAACACUUUUUUGUUACUUACCAACAAGGAAGUUCUUAAAGAGGUUCUCUUAAGAAGCGAUAUCUAUCGACAAGUUUCCCCCUUGGAGCUCACUUUCAGAGCCCUCCUCCUUGAUUCUACUUCAAGGUACCUUCUCAGAGCCCUCCCCUCUCCGGUUUACGCCUAGAAAAAAUCCCAAUUUUUAGGUUUCAUUUGCCGCUGAAGUUGAUGAGCAACAAGAUCGGAUAAAUAAAGAAAAUAUGCGGCGAGACGCGUGCUGCACAAUUCAAUAG